Pseudomyrmex gracilis is the source of this 8486-nucleotide messenger RNA. It is a transcript of the gene Kdm5, whose product is annotated as lysine-specific demethylase 5A. Gene Ontology annotation, cellular component: nucleus. NCBI's taxonomy places the organism in Eukaryota, Metazoa, Arthropoda, Insecta, Hymenoptera, Formicidae. The record is from RefSeq and is a predicted model, not a curated record. The transcript is spliced from 19 exons. Gene Ontology annotation, molecular function: histone demethylase activity; DNA binding. The coding region runs from base 692 to 5425 and encodes 1577 amino acids. Gene Ontology annotation, biological process: chromatin remodeling.
AAAACGACAAGAUGGCGGUCGAACGCGAUCACCGGCUGUCUCCUCUCAAUCGUACAGAUUUUCGCAGAUUUUGAGAAAUAAUUGAGGAUGAGAAAUCUAACCAAUCAUCACAAGUUUACAUAUAUAUAUAAUCUAUAUAUAUAUGUAUAUGCAAGUAGCUGCUCGUGCUUCUACGGAAAUCGUCGGUGCUUUACGGGAUCGUCGGUGGCGCCACUGGCGUAUGGCACUGGUGCAGCGGAGCGGAGCGAGGGGAUGAGAAACACGGAGCGAAACGAUCAGUCGUCGUAAGUAGCGGUGUGCGCGAAUCUUGCCAACGGGGUCUGAUUGUCGUCGAUGUUGCAUCCAAGCGAAACGCGUCUGUCACGCGUUCCCGUUCGUUGUCAGCAAGCAACAUCCAAUAGUGCAUCUCGCGUACACGCGUACAGAAACAUGAUCGGUCCGGGAAUUCGUCGCUGUUACGUGGUUACGCGGUCGUGUUGUCGGGUCAAGUAAUCACGUAGCCCGAUGUUAGUGCCCUUCUGACGCGAGGGAUCGGAUUUAAAGAGCGGUGCGUACGCGCGUACGAGCCAGCCGCUGAACAAGCGUGUCUCCCGAGUGAGUGUCACGGGAUCCCGAACAACAAUUGUCGUUUCGCAGUACGCGAGAGGAGAGAAUAGAAGAGGUUCGUCGUCGCGCCCAAAACACACAAGACAUGGAACGCGCGGAGAACGACUUCGAGUUCACGGUGCCGCCAGAAGCACCGGUGUUCGAGCCCACUAACGACGAGUUUCUAGACCCUCUGGCUUACAUCGCGAAGAUACGCCCGAUCGCCGAGCAGUCCGGCAUCUGCAAGAUCAAACCACCGCCUAAUUGGCAGCCACCUUUCGCCGUGGACGUGGACAAGUUCAAAUUCGUUCCGCGAAUACAACGGCUAAACGAAUUAGAAGCCAAAACGAGGAUUAAACUCAAUUUUUUAGACCAAAUUGCAAAAUUUUGGGAACUGCAAGGUUCAUCCUUGAAGAUUCCGCUUGUGGAACGGAAGGCUCUGGAUUUGUAUUCGUUGCAUAAAAUAGUUACCGAGGAAGGCGGUAUAGAUACGGUAACGAAGGAAAGAAGAUGGGCAAAAAUCGCCAACAAAUUGGGUUACCCGUCCGGACGAAGCGUGGGCAGUAUAUUGAAAGGACACUACGAGAGAAUUUUAUAUCCUUUUGACGUCUUCAGACAAGGAAAAGCAUUGUCAGAUAUUAAAAUUGAACCAGAAUCCGAAGAAAAAAAUGAGAAAAAAGAUCGCGAUUACAAACCUCACGGUAUAAUAUCGCGGCAACAGAUCAAACCUCCGAACGAGAAAUUCUCACGACGAUCCAAGCGAUUUUCUGGACAAGAAGAGAAGCAGGAUGUGUCGAUUAAAGACGAGUGCAAGGAGGAGUGCGAUUCGGACAAUGAGUGCAAGGAGAAGAUAAAAAUUAAGCAUUUUAAUGACACGGAUAAGAGUAAGGAACUCAAGAAAUUACAGUUUUACGGCCCAGGUCCCAAAAUGGCCGGUUUUAAUACCAAAGAGGCGAAGAAAUCUAACAAAACGCGCGGUUUAAAGCUUGUUUACGAAUUCGAUCCGUUAGCGAAAUAUAUUUGUCACAAUUGCGGGAGAGGCGACAAUGAGGAGAACAUGUUACUCUGCGACGGUUGCGACGACAGUUAUCACACUUUUUGCCUUAUGCCACCAUUGACGGAAAUACCGAAGGGCGAUUGGCGGUGUCCUAAGUGCGUCGCUGAAGAGGUCUCGAAGCCAAUGGAGGCGUUCGGCUUCGAACAAGCGCAGAGAGAAUACACAUUACAGCAAUUCGGAGAAAUGGCUGAUCAAUUCAAAAGCGAUUAUUUCAAUAUGCCAGUACAUAUGGUCCCGACGUCUUUGGUGGAAAAAGAAUUUUGGCGAAUAGUAUCGUCCAUCGACGAAGACGUAACUGUCGAAUAUGGCGCCGAUUUGCAUACAAUGGAUCACGGGUCUGGAUUCCCGACGAAAACUAGCGUUAACUUAUUCACUUGCGAUCAAGAAUACGCCGAAUCGUCGUGGAAUCUGAAUAAUUUGCCGAUAUUGCGCGGCAGCGUUCUGGGUCACAUUAACGCCGAUAUAAGCGGCAUGAAAGUUCCCUGGAUGUACGUCGGUAUGUGCUUCGCAACAUUCUGCUGGCACAACGAAGAUCACUGGAGCUAUUCCAUCAAUUAUCUGCACUGGGGCGAGCCGAAGACGUGGUACGGAGUCCCAGGCUCUCAGGCGGAACGUUUCGAACAGUCCAUGAAAUCCGCCGCGCCAGAACUAUUUCACAGUCAGCCUGAUCUGUUGCAUCAACUUGUUACUAUCAUGAAUCCUAAUAUACUAACGAAUGAAGGCGUACCAGUGUUCAGAACUGAUCAGCACGCAGGCGAGUUUGUUGUAACAUUUCCGAGAGCGUAUCACGCAGGUUUCAAUCAGGGUUAUAAUUUUGCGGAAGCUGUCAAUUUCGCACCUGCGGAUUGGCUAAAAAUCGGACGAGAGUGCAUCACGCAUUAUUCAAAUUUGAGAAGAUUCUGUGUGUUUUCCCACGAUGAGCUAGUUUGUAAAAUGUCUCUGGAUCCAAACCUAUUAGAUAUUGGAGUAGCAACAGCUACUUAUUACGACAUGCUGCAGAUGGUAGAGGAUGAGAAAAAACUACGGAAAAAUCUGCUAGAUUGGGGUGUAACAAAAGCAGUACGCGAAUACUUCGAGCUUCUACCGGACGAUGAGAGACAGUGCGAAGCGUGUAAGACCACCUGUUUCCUCAGUGCGGUUACAUGUUCGUGUCACAGCUCACAGUUGGUUUGUCUAAGACAUUUUUCUGACCUGUGCGACUGUCCACCAGAAAAGCAUACUCUGCGAUACAGAUAUACAUUGGAUGAAUUGCCCACCAUGUUGCAAAAGUUGAAACUUAAGGCUGAGUCGUUUGACUCGUGGGUGACCAAAGUGAAGGAAGCAAUGGACCCUAAAAGCGAUAAAAUUGAAUUGAGCGAACUGAAGGAAUUGCUGAACGAGGCGGAAAACAAAAAGUUUCCUGACAGUGAAUUGCUCACUGCUCUGACAACUGCUGUGCAGGAUGCUGAGAAGUGUGCCAGUGUUGCGCAACAGCUCUUAAAUAACAAGCAACGUACCAGGACUAGGCAUACAGUUGAUACCAAGUACAAACUGACAGUAGAAGAAUUGACACUUUUCUACAAGGAAAUAACCAAUCUCUGCUGUGAGCUUAAAGAAUCGGACGGUGUAAAGUUCAUACUCGAUCAAGUAUUACAGUUCCAAAAGGAUGCGGAAGAAUUGGAUUCCAAAGAAGAAAAUUGUGACAUCGAGAAACUUGAGAAGUGUAUCGAUUUUGGUGAUUCUAUCUGCAUUGAACUUCCUGAACUAGUACGAUUGAAACAGAGAUUGACACAAAUACAGUGGCUGGAAGAAGUGAAGUCUCUUCAGGACGAUCCUAAAUCCGUCAGUCGGGAAGAAUUAGCGAAAUUAAUCGAUAAAGGCAUAACAAUACCACCUCAUUUUAGUAUCGAGGACACUCUGACGAAAUUACACGCGUUAACAAAAGAGAUCGAUGAAUGGGAAGAAAAAACUACGGCGUUCUUGCAAAGCAAGUCUAAACGCACAAUCGCGGAAGUGGAGGAGUUUAUUAAAGAGGCAAAUAAAGUUCAGGCGUAUCUACCGAGUUUGGACAAUCUCGAGGAUGUGUUGAGCAAAGCGAAAAACUGGACAAAUAUGGUGGAAGAAGCAACGAAGGAAAACAAUUUACCUUUUUACGAUACUUUGGACGAUAUGAUAAGGAAAGGCAAGAACAUCCCGUUGCAAUUAGACGCCCUCGCGCAACUGGAAACCACUUUGUCGCAGGCAAAAGCGUGGAAAGAGAAGACGGCAAAGACAUUCCUUAGAAAGAACUCGCGAUACACGUUGAUGGAAGUGCUGUCGCCGCGAAUUGGCGUUGGCGUGCAAGCGAUGAAGACCAAAAAGAACAACAAAGGCGACGAGAGCGUGGGAGCCGUUUAUGUCUGUGAUACUAAAUUGGACGAGUCCAGUGAUCAGGCAGACGUGGUAGCUGCUUUUAGAGUGGCGCAGCAACGCGAGAUGGAUGCGAUGAGAAGUUUGAGAGAGAGAAACCUGCUGAAAAUGAAAGCGGAAGAAGAUUCGAAAUACUGUCAUUGUAAGCAACCGAGAUACGGCAUUAUGUUUCAAUGUGAGCUCUGCAAAGACUGGUUUCACACAAACUGUGUACCCUUGUCUAAGAUGUUCAACAAAGGUAAAUCACCAGCGCCGAAGGACAUGAGAUUUUUGUGUCAGAAUUGUCUGCGUUCACGUCGACCUCGCCUGGAAACGAUACUAGCCCUCUUACUGAAUCUCCAUGAAAUCCCGAUCCGGUUGCCGGAAGGCAUAGCAUUGCAAUGCUUAACAGAACGAGCGAUGAAUUGGCAGGCUCGAGUGAAGACAUUAUUUGAAACUCAAGAGGUAGACACGAUAAACAAGAAACUCAACAUGAUGUCGCAAAAGUUGGUAGAAGCGGCGGCAAGGGAAAAGACGGAGAAAAUCAUUAGCAGCGAGUUGAAGAAAGUAGCGAAUAAUUCCGAAUUGCAGCAACGAGUGCAAAACAUCGCGUCUGCCAGUGGAGCACAUUCGGAUGAUAGCGCGCUCAGUGCUGCCGAUGAAGACGACGAUAUUAUUGACGCUGAACCGUCAUGUAGUACUUUCAACAGUAAUGAGCAUGCAUAUUCAUACAUCUCGAAGGUUCGGCGGAAAACUCAAUCGAGUGACGGCGAAUCGUUGAGUAUGUUGUCGCAAAGCGCGAGAUCGCGUUUGGAGGAAUUGAUGAUGGAGGGCGAUCUUUUGGAGAUCGAACUGGAAGAGACGCAAAAGAUCUGGCGUAUCUUGAGUUACAUGAACAACAAUCAGAACACAAUGCGGAAAUACAAGUCGCUGGAAGAGAUUCAGACGAACACCACUCAGGAAGUGAAAGACGUCAAGAAACGUGGUAGGAAGAGAAAAUCGGAGGAGUUGGAAUUAUUGAAGAAACCUGUGAAGAAGAUCGAAGAGAAGAAUACCGUGAUAAAGCGCAGCAAGAGCAAUCCGGCCGCCAAGGAGAAGAGGCAGAGCAAUUCGCCUGUCCCCGUUAAGCGCGGACCUCGAAAGGUGAAACGUAAGAGCGAGGGUGAGGAAACACCUAAGAAACGAGGUGGUAAUCGCACAAAGAAGACCAAGCAAGAGAGCUCGGACGAAGAAGACGACUGCGCGGCGGAAAACUGCUUACGGCCUAGUGGUAAAGAAGUUGAUUGGGUUCAGUGCGACGGUGGCUGCGAAGGUUGGUUCCAUAUGCACUGUGUCGGAUUGGAUCGCACUGAUAUCGCGGAAGAAGACGAUUAUAUAUGUAGCAACUGUAAAGACGCCGAUCAAAGUGCAUCGUAGUCGUGAUCCAUGUCAGAUCUGGUUGAGAGUGAUUGAGGUUGUUUGGAUGCACUUCUUUCCCUUUCUCAGCCUCAGGGAAACCACGGCGGCACCAGCGACACGGAAGCGGACGUCUAGAAAAAAAACAUCACUCUUCCUAGGAUCUACUUCGUACUAAAGUACUUCUUGUCGUCCGUUACUCCCACACGAGGCCUUGGGGCGUUUGCGAUAAUUGCGACUCUCUCAAUCUUUUUGCAAAGUCUCGCGAUACGAAGUUAACGUUAAAAUAUCUCUCAACUACUGUUAUCUACUACCGGCGUUACAGAUCACACCAUUUAUCAUUCGAUUACAAUUUACAAACACAUAAAUGCGCGUGCGUGCGCCGCGCAACUCGACAAUGUCAAGUAUUAUAUAUAGUGAGGUCAAAAAAUUACAUUAUACACAUCAAUGCAAACACGUACACCAUGGUGAACGCGAAGAUUUGUCUUUCUUAGAAUAUUAGUAACGCACCGCUAGUCAGUCAACUAGUUGCAAUUUACAAAUGUUGCACAAUGCACAAUAUAUUUGCGAAGAUAAUUUAAGAUCAUUUUCUUUGUGCUUCCACACACACAACAUGCAUAUGCUCGUUAUUAUCCGAUGUAUCCGUGAUUGUACGAAAAAGAAAAAAAAACAACCAAGCGUCUCUGUUUUCUCUUGUUCGAAAUGACUGCGGAAUUAUUUUACUUUUACGUGCGUAUCUCCUUUCGUUGAAUUGUUUUGUUUUCCCCAUCUCUUUUUUUUACAAGAAGAAAAAAAAACAACCGAUAAUUUCAUAUAAUUUUGCUGAUAAUAUGAACGAAUCACGGAUGAACCGUGAUACGACGCUCUCCUUGAUCUUGUUAAUUGAUCAAAGAAAAAUAUUUUUGUUUGCGUAGUUUUUAUACGUAUUAUAUCUCGCGCUUCUCACCGUGAAAUGUCAAUCGAUACGAUCUGUAACAACAAGUUACCUUACCUUGACUCUGUGUAAGAACAAGAUUUUGACCGCAGCAAGCAUUGCGAGUCACAGUAAUAUAUCGGGCGAAAUAAGAGAAACGACACAACAAAUAUAUACUUCUUCACCCAUAUACUUGUGUGAGCGCAGUGAUAAAAUAAAACCGAAACUCUUAUCGUUCCAAAGUAUCGUGUCGUUAUGUUGUACGAUGAUACCGUCGUGGACCUUUUGUAUCGGUUUUUACAUUUCUGAGGCGCACAAACGCGACAAGCAAGGAUUUUUCCUUUGUGCCGAGCGGUAAAUGUACAGAAUAGAGACUGAGAGAUUGCGUGUAUCAUGAGUAGAAUAUACAUAUAUAAAUAUGUUAUAGGAUAUAGUAGAAUUAUAUUACCGAGAGGUCUGGAGAGCUAAGCAAACUAUAGUUUGUAUAAAAUAAAAAGAAAACGUUUAACACAACAAGCAGAUGAAUAGCAUAUCUACUCUGCCUUCCCGAAACAGUAAUCUAUAAAUAGUGCACACAUUGUGGUCGAUGUAAUUCCGCACCCAGAGGCUAUCGUUUGCGUUCACGUUUCCUUGUACUUUUUCCAAUGUUUUUCGUUAUCAUAUCGUUUUUCUUUCGUCAUCGCAUAUAUAUAUACAUAUUCGAAAAAUUAAUAUAGUUUUUAACUAUAGGUAAUACUACUAUAAUUUUAUCUAUUUUAAUUAUAUAAUUUUCUACAAUAGUAAUACAUUAUAUUUUCUUACUUGUCUUGACGUAGGUAGAUAGGUAAAACGCGCACGCGUGUGCGCGGCGCAUAUUUCUUUCAUGUAAAUAUUUUUCACAGAACGACUAUGUGCGCAUCGUUAAAUAAUUUUCCGUUUAUAUUUCGGUUUUCCUUAUCAUAUAUCACAUUUAUUGAAUAAAAACAAUACAAAAUAAAAUGUAAGAAUUAAAAAUAAAAACGAUAGUUUUUUUUUUGUUUUAAAUUGUUUGUUCCUAGUAGUAUUUCCAAGUAAGAGAUUAAAAUUAAGAUGUUGAGCAGUUAAAUUUUUUUUAAAGAUUACAUGUGUGACACAAUAAGUUAUGAUAAGGAUAUUAAUUUUCGUAUUGGAGUAAAUAAUCGAUAAAUAUAGUAAGUUUUACGCAUUGAAGUCGGUAAUCGAAGUACAAGAUUUACUAAUUUUCUUUUUAUAACGCAUCGAGUUUUCUCGCUCCCCGACACAUUUAUUAUUUUAUAUGUUACAAAAUACGUCUCAAAAUUAAUAUUUUAUUUAUCAACAAAAUAUUAAUUUUGUAAUUUAAUCAAGCGUCGUCAAUCAACUUCUGUAAAUUUCUUUCUGUAAAAUUUUAACAUCCGUUUCACGUGAAAUGUCAUUAUUUGGAAAAAUCGCUUUAUACGAAAAUGUCCAUCCAAUGUGAGAUGUACGCGGGACGCGCAGAGUGCUUUGUAUAAAAGCUGAACAGAAUUUUUAUUGUAGAAUAAGACACGCGCGAAUACAAAGCGUAUGAAAAGAUCUCUGUACAGUUGCUCGUUUAAACAAAUGUUAUAUAUAUAAAAAAAAAAAAAAAAAAAAAAAAAUCCUGAGUUUCUACACGAAGAAAUAAAAUCGUGAGGGGUGGGAAAGGGGUUGAGAACGCACAGUGUGUUUUAAAUAUUUGUAUAGCGAUGUAAAAUGCGCGAAUUGCCGGACAACCUUGACACUUAAUGAAUGAGCUCUGUCAAUAAAACACGGACAGAAUUAUAACUGUUAAUUAUAGCGUAAGAGAAAGAGAGAAAAAGAGACCUGGAAAAUUUGAUUAACAUUGCAAACUUACUGAACGAACUUCGGCCACUUAGUACAUUGUCGGCAAUGAGAUGAAUGCUACGUUUCAUUUAAAACAGGCUGUGAGACAAAAGAAUCGAUGUGACACACGUAUAUUUUUGUACAGAAUCAGAAAAGUCCAUUGAUAUCAACAAUUUCUUCGAUUGUUGUGCCGGACACGACAGGUAAUGUUGUGGUGUGUAAAAGUUUUAUUAACGACGGGAUUUUACAAAAAUUGUUGACACACGCAUUUUAAUUAAUGGCGUUGGUUUUUCUUCAUUUCAAUUCUGUUUUUCUUUCUUUUGCAAAAAAAUUUUUUGAUUUUCGUGC